Messenger RNA from Histoplasma capsulatum G186AR, 2223 nucleotides. RefSeq lists its product as uncharacterized. The record is from RefSeq and is a predicted model, not a curated record. Bases 1 to 2223 code for a protein of 740 amino acids. Lineage: Eukaryota; Fungi; Ascomycota; Eurotiomycetes; Onygenales; Ajellomycetaceae. The transcript is spliced from 2 exons.
AUGCCCCCUAGCCCUUCUAAAUUUCCGCCUUUGUCUCCAACAACCCCGAAGCGCAGGGCUCUCCACGCACGAUCGAAUUCUCAAACAAAUGAACAAAUCUUCCCUCCGACGGUGCGACUCAUACAGGAUCAGGAUUUGCAGAGUGAAACCGAAAUAUACUCCGCGACACCCUAUCCGACAAAGCCCCAACAUGUCUUGUUGCCGCCAGCGAAUCAAAGGCAGGGAUCAGCUUUCGAUGCAGGGUAUAGCGUUUCACAUUCAACCCCUAAUUCGAUCUCCCGUUCCAGUUCGAGUGUCAGCCACGACCAGAGCCUACCAAGUCCAGAUGAAAGAGACGUCUCCGGACAAGUCUCUUCCAUCCACGGAACACACUCGUCCAGCCAAACAUGGGAUGAUUCUUUGAACUCAAGCAAGACGUCCAUCCCCCCGUCAGAGCCAGGGACUCCCCGGGCUUUGCGCCGUGGAGGCCGGGAAGAAGAUGACAAUUCAUCGAAAAGUGAUGGCAUCCCGCUUCCCUCCACAAUCAUAUGCGUGCCGCAGGACAACCCUUCGUCUCCUCCAACCAAUUCUCCCAUCGAAUCAACUUACUCUGACUCUGUUCGCGGCGAUGACAGAUCAAGUCCCAACCUUAUUCCCAUCGGCCUGACCUCCAGCCCAAACGUUGUACCUAUCAAUCCUUCGUCACCGAAUCUGGUCCCUCUUGGAAGGUCGUCUCCAACGUUGGCACCUGAGCCACUUACUGAUUCCUCGCUCUACGAAGCCAACUCAGUUGGAACUGCAAGACGGUACAUCCGCGCCGGUCGGCGGGACAGCAGUCAGCGGAAUAGCACCUUAACAGUCGAUGGUUCUCUUUCUGAUCCGCAAAGCUCUACUCCGUCCCAUUCCAUUCCCUCGAGUCCUCCAAUUGCGCCACUAAGAUCCUACCAGUCAACCUCCUCGUUUGGUGGCCUUCCCUCCACGACGCCAUAUAGAAUCCAACCAUCGACCUCAUCCGCAUCUUCCAGAAGUAGUCGAUCCGGUCCAGAUGGUCAUUCACCCACGGGAAGUAGCACUCCCAUCCAAUACCCCACCAUUCGUUAUCCAUCAUCGAGUUCGCGGGCCGAACAGUCGAUAUCGCGGUCUUACGUGCGGUCCAUGACGGAGCGUUUUUCUGGACGUUGGAACCCGCAUCUGUCCACUGUUCCGUCGGAAUGGUCUGCUGAGAGGUCUCAAAGCCUUGCGACCCCCUCACCCCGCGACCAUCCGCCCGAGGAGAGUUGGCGGAGACGUCUGGAGGAUGCUAGAAUUCGCGAUCCCUCAAGUCCGCCGACGUGGCAAACGGACCAAUCCGAAAUCCAGGAACAAGGCGACUACCUAACUCAUUUGCGGUCCCCUGCUCUCCGACACCAGGCCUCUGGAACCUUAAGUCACAAAUCUUCUCUCUCGGCUUUGAACAAUUCUAGAAAUCUCCUUCGUUCGCCAAGUGGCAGCUCCCUCCUUCAUGUGAUCCCUGCUUGGGCCCGAGUAUACUAUAGCACGGGAGCGCAAUUCGCGUCGCUAUUCUCCCCAGACAGCCGCCCCUCAACACCCGCGUCUCCACCCAUGACCGCCGUUUCCAUGUUCGCCACAUAUAACGACGCACGAAUGGUAAGCCGGACACCCUUAGGGAUUACCAACCCCAGAAUACGUCCCCGCGGGAUCGAAGCUUCUCCCGAACUUGUUGAACUUGAUGAACCCGACGAGAUUGAAGAACCUCCCCCGGUCGCAGUCACUGCCAAUCCCGACCCCAUUGAUCCGAGGAGCCACUGGGUCCCUGAUCCCGAGGUGGACCGCGUUAUCACUGAAAUAUCAGUGGAGAACCUGCCGGGUGCAUGGUCUCCGCAUUUGCAUAUGGAUAAACGAGCGCGCCCGACACUAAGGAGUAAAUGGAGGCCACCAUCGUUAGAUGAGGCGGCGGAGGGGCUUUUCGGCCUGCGGAAUGCGCAGGUUUAUGCGUUCGUGUUCGGUUUCGUAUUUCCCCUUGCUUGGAUAAUCGCCGCCUUCCUUCCUCUUCCCCCUCAGGUUUCCCACAUCAACGAGGAGGCGACCACAAGUCGUCCGGAUCUGGAACAUGCGUUUAACAGCCGUGUGGUCCUGGUUGACGAAGUUCGCCACGCAAAUGCCAGGUGGUGGCGGAACGUCAAUCGUUUCAUGUCUCCGCUUGGAUUGGCCAUUAUUGUUAUUGUGGUGCGUGUUACUUCUUAA